GAGUUCGAAGGAAAGAGAGAGAGAGAGAGAGAGAGAGAGAGAGAGAGAGAGAGAGAGAGAGAAAGCUGUCUUUCUCUGUAAUGCCUUUCACCCAUCAAAGCUGAAAGCCCUUUCCUUCUUCUUCUUCUUCUUCUUCUCCUGCUACUUACUGCCAUAGCUGAGUUAAUAAGAGUUUGAGAGAGAGAGAGAGAGAGAGAGAGAGAGAGAGAGAGAGAUCUAAUGGAGUACGAGAGAAUUCACAAAGUGCAGACAGGCAUGAUUUCCCCAAGCAAACUGAGGAUGAAGCUCAUGGGUGCUCACAACCACCUUAGGAAGAAAGAUGGAUCCAACAGUAACUCCUCAAGAACUUCUCCUGCAAAACUUGCUGAUUCUGAUUUUGUCAAGAACAGCUUGUUAGACACAUCAACUGGUGAUGAAGAAGUUACAUCUCCAAGUUUAGAAGUUUCAACAUUGGGGGCAAGGCAUAGUGACCAGCUAAAAGAGUCAUUCCCUGAAGAAAAUGGUGAGACUGGUAGAGUAAGAACUCAGCAUUGUUCAAAGGGUGAUAGCAGCAAUUCAAGCACAGUUCAUCCUCUGAGAACAUUGGAAGAUGACAAUCUUGAUUAUGACAGUAAUGCUAGCUCUUCUAGUUUUGAGUUUCAUAAGGGGGAAAGAUCAGGACAUAAUCCCAUUUCAAGGUCAAUUUCAAGACCUAUGCCAUCUAAGUGGAAUGAUGCUGAGAAAUGGAUAAUGAAUAGACAGAAUGUACAAGCUAAUCAUAAUCAUCAUAAAAGGAAUGCUUUACAAAACCAAACUAAUAGGAUGCCAAAUUCAAAUAUGGUGAGAGUUGCUCCAGAGUCUGGUAACUGUGAUAUCAAAUUGUUACUUAGCAGAAUGGCAGACACCAAGAGGGUUGAUUUCUGUCAAACCGCCUCACAUGUUGGAUUCGAUAAGUUCUCAUUUGUUUCUUCUGGUAAUCACCCCAUUUUGGGGCAAGCAUUGGUUGAUCAAUCUACUCAGAGUAAGGAUUUGAAAGAAUUAGGGGAGUUAAUAUGCCCGAAAGGUUCAUCAGAUGAGACUUCAGGGAUUCCUGCCAUAAGAUCAGUCUCAAUGAGAGACAUGGGAACCGAAAUGACACCCGGUACAAGUCUUGAACCUUCAAGAACUGCUACUCCUGUUGGUGCAACCACCCCAAUUCGCAGCCCAACUUCCUCAAUGCCAUCAACUCCUAGAGGAGGUGCUCCAGCUUCAACUCCUACGGAGCUUGCCCGUGAUAGGGAAUCACAACAUCCAACUGAAAUCAAUAAGAAAGAAUUGUCAGAAGAAGAAUUGAAGCUUAAGACUAGGAGAGAAAUUGUAGCACUAGGUGUCCAGCUUGGCAAGACGAAUAUCGCUGCUUGGGCGAGUAAAGAUGAGCAGGAAAGACAAAGAUCUUGUGCUGAAAAAACUAAGGCAGACGAGCUAGCACGUAUUGAAAAUGAAAAGAGAGCAGCUGACUGGGAAGAAGCCGAAAAAUCUAAACAUUUUGCAAGAUUUAAGCGCGAAGAAAUCAAAAUCCAAGCAUGGGAGAGUCAGCAGAAGGCAAAAUUAGAAGCCGAGUUGAGGCGAAUAGAGGCUAAAGUGGAGCAAAUGAGAGCUCAAGCUCAAGCAAAGAUGGUACAAAAAACUGCAAUGACAAGGCAAAGAUCAGAAGAAAAACGAGCAGCAGCCGAAGCAAGAAAGAACCGAGAUGCAGAAAAAACUGCUGCCCAAGCCGAAUACAUUCGCCAAACAGGAAGAAUGCCAUCUGCUUCUCAAUACAUCUGUUGUGGUUGGUUAAUGUGAUGAACCGAAAAAAAUCAAUACUUGAAAAGAGAAAACAGAAAAAGAAAGAAAAAAGAAAGUGGCCUUUCUUGUUUGUAUUAGGAAGGCCUUUACUUUACAAAGUGUGUGGUAGUGAUAAUCAAGUUUGUAUGUACCAAGUCAAACAUUCUUGUUUGUAUUAGUACAUUUAGUUCCCAAGUAUGAAUGAAUUUGUUCAUAAAAGAAAGAAUUCAAGACUCCA
Molecule: messenger RNA, 2023 nt
Organism: Cannabis sativa
Lineage: Eukaryota; Viridiplantae; Streptophyta; Magnoliopsida; Rosales; Cannabaceae
Exons: 6
Coding region: 220-1803 (527 amino acids)
Source: RefSeq, a predicted model, not a curated record